AUGGCAAGUGGAAAUCAGUCAUCCAGACGCCUCUCGGCCUACUCUGGCGUGGCUGGGCUCGAGCCCAAUUCAAGCAGCGCCACGAACUUCACAGAUCCGGGUUUCCUUUGCCAGCAGGCCUCACAGUUCCGCGUUGACGUUCUCCAGCUGCUGCUUCUUGGGCCCUCGCGCCUUCCGGGUGCCACCUGUGUCAGCGGGCAGACCUGUGUCAUCGACCUUGUCGACAGCUUCCUGCUCAUGGACACCUGCGCCGUGUCUGCCUCAAGCCUCGGAGGCCAGGCUGACAGGUCAGCCUCACUGGCGUCAUGGGGGCCGUCCGCCCUCGUCGGUGCGGGAGGAAUCUAUCGACUAUGUUGGUGCCGGAACGAUGCCAUGCUUCAGAAAGGCCUUGCCAAUUUGCAGCUGGACUUGCACCAGUCAGACGUGUCCUCGCAUUCUCGCGGGCUGUGCCAACGCCUGAAACUACCUCCACGCAGCGACUCGCCUGCAGUCUUCUCCCAAGAUGCUGCUGAGCAGUAG
Symbiodinium necroappetens is the source of this 519-nucleotide messenger RNA. The record is from the annotation of a GenBank genome assembly. Lineage: Eukaryota; Dinophyceae; Suessiales; Symbiodiniaceae.